Purpureocillium takamizusanense is the source of this 2175-nucleotide messenger RNA. RefSeq names its product hexose transporter hxt5. The coding region runs from base 379 to 2130 and encodes 583 amino acids. The record is from RefSeq and is a predicted model, not a curated record. Gene Ontology annotation, cellular component: plasma membrane. Gene Ontology annotation, biological process: carbohydrate transport; transmembrane transport. Gene Ontology annotation, molecular function: carbohydrate:proton symporter activity. Lineage: Eukaryota; Fungi; Ascomycota; Sordariomycetes; Hypocreales; Ophiocordycipitaceae. The transcript is spliced from 2 exons.
GUCAGGUGAGAAGAUGGAUCGUGGGGUUGUCUGUUCAUGCUUCGUGAACCGACUGGGGCAGGCCAGCAACAGGCAAGGUGAUGUGGGCGCGCGCCCCUUUUCUGUUCGUCAUCGUGAUCGCGUGUGCCUCCAUGCGUGGUUGCGUAUAAGAGUCUGUUAGGUUUCCCACCACGCGCUCCGAACCCCGGCGUCAAGCAGGGAGCUGAUGGGCAACUGCGACAUAACAAUCUUGUUGCGGCGAGCUGUCGUCUAUUUACACAAGUUCAUUUCUUGACACUUUGAGAUAUAACCCCCCAGGCCUCCGCCACUUACACACACGCAUACACACACUCACACCCUCAUACUCCCGCGACGCACAGCCCAGCCGCCACCACCACCAUGAAGGGCGGCUUCAUGACGGUGCGCUUCGACCGGCACAACCCGGCGUCGGAGAAGCGCAGCGCCGACCAUGUGCGCGGGUCGCUCGCCGGGCUCGACUACUCGCCGUUGCCGCGCGUGACGGGACGGUCGCUGGCCAUGGGCGUGCUGGUGUCGAUGGGCGGGCUCAUCUUCGGCUACGACACGGGCCAGAUCUCGGGCUUCCUCGCCAUGCCCGACUUCCUCGACCGCUUCGGCCAGACCGACGCCCAGGGCGAAAAGUACUUCUCCGAGGUGCGCUCGGGGCUCAUCGUCUCGCUUCUCUCCAUCGGCACCCUCUUCGGCGCGCUGUCCGGUGCCCCCAUCGCCGACCGCAUCGGCCGGCGCGCGAGCAUCUCGCUCUGGAGCGCCGUCACGUCCGUCGGCUUCGUCAUCCAGAUCGCCGCCGCGCACGCCUGGUACCAGGUCAUGAUCGGGCGCUUCGUCGCGGGGCUCGGCGUCGGCGGCCUGUCGCUGCUCGUGCCCAUGUACCAGGCCGAGACGGCGCCGCCCUGGAUCCGCGGCGCCAUGGUCUGCGCGUACCAGCUCUUCAUCACCCUGGGCAUCUUCCUCGCCGCGUGCUUCAACUACGGCACCGUCACGCACCACCCUGACAGCUCGGCCAGCUGGCGCAUCGUUAUCGGCCUCGGCUGGGUCUGGACGCUGGUCCUGGGCUUCGGCAUCUUGGCCUUUCCCGAGACGCCGCGCUUCGACUACCGCCAUGGGCGUGUUGAGCGUGCCCGCCAGACGCUGUGCCGCGUCUACGGCGCUGGCGAGAACCACUGGGCCGUCCACACGCAGAUCGAGGAGAUCGAAAGCAAGCUGCGCGCCGAGGAUAAGAUCCAGGGGGGCCCCGUGGCUGAGUUCGUCGGCAUGUUUCGAGCGCCGCGCAUGGCCUACCGCAUCGCCCUCGGUGUCGCCCUGCAGAUGUUCCAGCAGCUGACGGGCGCAAACUACUUCUUCUACUACGGCACCACCAUCUUCAAGUCGGUCCAGAUCGACAGCUUCAUCACCCAAAUCAUCCUCAACACCAUCAACUUCGUCACCACCUUCCUCGGCCUGUACAUUGUCGAGCACUACGGCCGCCGCAAGUCGCUCAUUGGCGGCGCCGCUUGGAUGUUUGUGUGCCUCAUCAUCUUCGCCUCCGUCGGCCACUUCGUCCUCGACGUCAACGACCCGGCCAGCACGCCCACUCCGGGCAUCGUGCUCAUCGUAUUCGGCUCCCUUUUUGUUCUCGGCUUCGCCACCACUUGGGGCCCCAUGAUCUGGACUAUUCAGGCUGAGUUGUUUCCCUCGCGCUACCGCGCCAAGGGCAUGGCUCUCGGCACUGCCAGCAAUUGGAUCUGGAACUUUUGCAUCGGCUUCUUCACGCCUUUCAUCUUCAAGUCCAUCGACUUCAGCUAUGGCUACGUCUUUGCCGGCUGCAACUUUGUCGCCGCUUUGCUCGUCUACUUCUUCGUCGUCGAGGGUCAGGGCCGCACGUUGGAGGAGAUCGACACCAUGUAUCUCGAGGGCAUCAAGCCUUGGCGGAGCAGCAGCUGGGAGCCGCCUUCGGCCGAGCACAUGGCCCGCCUCCGCCGCCAGGCCGGUAUCGAGCUUGAGGUCGGUGCCGAUGAGGAUGGCGGCAGCGAGGGCGGCCUGAGCGGCGACACGAGGACCGACGGCCCCGGAGGCAUGGGCAGCAAGAAGGAGAGUGGCAACGGCGGAGAGCUGAUGCACCAGGAGCAUGCGUAGAUUAUCUCAUAGAUGAGUAGGGUAUUCUCUGUAUAUUUCAAGCAC